Messenger RNA from Artibeus jamaicensis (Jamaican fruit-eating bat), 1429 nucleotides. RefSeq names its product motile sperm domain containing 3 (gene MOSPD3). The record is from RefSeq and is a predicted model, not a curated record. The transcript has 6 exons. The coding region runs from base 155 to 862 and encodes 235 amino acids. Gene Ontology annotation, cellular component: cytoplasm. Lineage: Eukaryota; Metazoa; Chordata; Mammalia; Chiroptera; Phyllostomidae.
GGUGAGCCUUGUAGCACCAGUGGCGGGUCGGAGGCGGAAACCCAAAAGAGCGCGGGCUUGAAUUCAGGAAGGUGUCGGAGGCACACCUAAGCUCUAGACUCCGGGCCCUGUCCCCCGAGCUCAGCCCUCUGAUGUCCCACCGCUCAGAGCCUGCAUGCGCCGCAGGGCGCCCCAAGACCAAGAGCUGGUAGGUCCAGGAGCUCCUGGGCGGGGGUCCCGGGGUGCUCUUCCUCCCUCGGGGCCUGUUGUCCCGGUCCUCGUCUUUCCCCCGGAUCUAGUAUUCAGGGCGGACCAACGGAGCGGACCCAGGCAGCUGCUGACUCUCUAUAACCCCACGGGAGCUGCGCUUCGCUUCCGAGUCUUGUGCACAGCUCCUGCCAAAUACACAGUGUUUGACGCAGAAGGAUACGUGAAGCCUCAGUCCUGCAUUGACAUUGUGAUUCGCCACGUGGCCCCCAUUGCCAGCCACUAUGAUGUCCAGGACCGCUUCCGAAUUGAGCUGUCUGAGGAGGGAGCUGAGGGCCGAGUGGUGGGGCGCAAGGACAUCACCUCGGUUCUGAGGGCCCCAGCCUACCCCCUUGAACUUCAGGGACAGCCUGACCCAAUGCCCCACCCAGGGCCUCCUUCCUGGACAGAACCACCCAUGGCCAGACACCUCCCUGAGAAAUCCCACCCACAACUGGCCACCAGCUCCUUCCUCCUCUUCUUGCUCACGGGCAUAGUCUCUGUGGCCUUCCUGCUGCUCCCGCUCCAGGAUGAACUCGGCAGCCAGUUGCCCCAAAUCCUGCACGUCUCCCUGGGACAAAAAUUGGUGGCAGCCUACAUCUUGGGCCUUCUCACCAUGGUCUUCCUCCGGACCUGAGUCCCUGCUCAACCUCUACCCUUCUCCCCAGGCAGGACGCGGACGAGAGACAGCCACUGUGAUGCGCAUACCUUGCCUCAACUCCUACUCCCUUAUUAAUGCCACUCCCUUCACCCCCGACAAAAAAUACCCAGGGAUUUGUAUUCAUUUUUCAAGUUGAAUAAAAUAAAUUUGCAAAAUUAAACUGAGAAAUGUAGAGAACAUGCCCUUUCUCUGUACUGCUUUUCCUCCAGUUCCUCCUAUUCCCAUUCCCUGGGUUCCUCAGGGAACCCAGGCACCUGGGCCAGGAUUUAAAGCACCUGGGUUCUUGUUCUGGAGCCACACCAAAAAGAACUGUCACCUUGAGCGAGUCUUCUGACUUCUCCGAGCAUCAGUUUCUACCCACUAAGUGAAGGAAUUGGAAAAGUUAGUUCUUUACCCCCUCAUUGCCCCCUACCCCUGCCUCUUUGGCAACAUCAGCUUGUUCUCUAUCUAAUGGGCCUGCUUCUGUUUUGCUUUGUUUAUUCAUUUGUUUUGAUUGGUAGAUUCCAUAUAUAUGUGAAAUACAGUAUUUGUCCUUGUCUUUGA